GACGUUUAUUUCAACAGCACAGAGCUCACCAGAUCUUGUGACCGCCAAGAGAACGGCUUGUUUCCCGUCACAAGGCAGACCCUCAGUCUCGCUGCUUCUUUGUUCAUUUUCCUGGAUAACACGGCGGUGGUCCUCUCAUAUAUUGUAUGGGAUCUCUUAAGUUGUUCGCAUCAACGGUUUCGCUGCUCAUAGUGGUCUAUGGCACGGCAGUACGCGCUGCAAGACUGCGAUGUGGCGAGAAAGGAAGCCAACCUGGCUAUUGGUCUACAGUCCGCCUUGCAUCAGAUUUCUUUAUGUGGCAAACCUUAGACCCGACGUGCCCCUUGGUUGAUUGCAUCAGCAACUACUUAGAAAGCGAGCACCAAGUCCCAUUCCCAACAAUAUUAAUUUUUGGCGACUCAGUGGACAGGUUUCUUAUAGAUGACUUCCACCAGGUAGUUGACGACAAGGUUGAUAUGCCGGAAGCUAAGAAGGUGGCACUGAAAUCCAAGUUUACGCGCCACCACACUCCUGGCGUCAGCCUAGAGGGCCCCUACCAUUUAAAUGAAGUGUUGCCGAAGUCUCCCCAAAUGGUCAUUGAUGAGGCCAAGCGGAGCUUUGAGAGCUUGGCCCAGGUACCCGAUGUCGUUGUGUUCAACGCCAACUUGUGGGAUAUUGGACGGCUCUGGGCAUGGGAUCGUGGAACGUUUUCUCACGACCAUCUUGACGAGUCCUUCAGUAGAGACUGGCUGAGGAAUGGAUCGCAUAUCCUGCAGCUCAUACAGGUAUCUUUUGCUUCGAGUGUGCUGAUCGCACACACAACCGCCCUGCCUGCGCUGGAGUCAUGUGAUACAGACAGACAUGCUCAAGCACCAACUGGUCGACGCACACACGUAGUCCAGUUGAAUGCAUUGUUGCGAGAGUUGGUGCUACAGAAUCCACGAUGGCAUCUGGUAGAUGUGGAACUGCUAACUCUUCAUUUUUGGCCUGUGGACAAAUACUUGCGCGAUACCCAUCACCCUCUGCCGUUUGUGACAAUGAACAUGUUAAAUGUAUAUUUGAAUUUAUAUCUAGAUUAUGUAUAAUAUAUAGGAACGUCUUUCAGGGCAGGCAGCCCGUGCACAAUACAUAUAUUAUGAAUAUAAGUAGUGUUAUGUAUGUAAGCAAGUGAGGUGAUC
Molecule: messenger RNA, 1157 nt
Organism: Coccomyxa subellipsoidea C-169
Lineage: Eukaryota; Viridiplantae; Chlorophyta; Trebouxiophyceae; Coccomyxaceae
Exons: 4
Coding region: 147-1064 (305 amino acids)
Source: RefSeq, a predicted model, not a curated record